Molecule: messenger RNA, 903 nt
Organism: Lodderomyces oxycetoniae
Lineage: Eukaryota; Fungi; Ascomycota; Pichiomycetes; Serinales; Debaryomycetaceae
Gene: ERG251
Product: Erg251p
Exons: 1
Coding region: 1-903 (300 amino acids)
Biological process (GO): ergosterol biosynthetic process
Cellular component (GO): endoplasmic reticulum membrane
Molecular function (GO): C-4 methylsterol oxidase activity; iron ion binding
Source: RefSeq, a predicted model, not a curated record
AUGUCAACGAAUGUCACUUCGACUACUGGAUCUGCUCUAUUCAGCACGAUAGCUCUGAAUAAGGUGGAAGAGCUUUGGGCUAGCUGGUAUAUUUAUUGGGGGAACGAUGUUUUGGCUACGGGCCUUUUAUUCUUUUUAGUGCAUGAAUUUAUGUAUUUUGGUAGAUGCUUACCUUGGUUUAUUAUUGACCAGAUUCCUUAUUUCAACAAGUAUAAGAUUCAACCAAAUAAAAUUCCUACAAACCAGCAACAAUGGGAAUGUUUUAAAGCGGUAUUGAAAUCCCAUUUUCUUGUAGAGGCUUUGCCAAUUUGGUUAUUCCAUCCUAUUUGCUCGCAGUUGAAAAUAACCUAUGGUGUUCCCUUUCCCAGCUGGAAAAUACAAUUUGCUCAAAUUGUAUUUUUUUUCAUUUGUGAGGAUUUAUGGCAUUAUUCAUUUCAUAGACUUUUCCAUUAUGGAUGGUUUUACAAGAACAUCCACAAGAUUCACCACAAAUAUGCUGCACCUUUUGGAUUAGCUGCCGAGUAUGCUCAUCCUGCCGAAGUUAUGGCUUUGGGAGUAGGAACAGUUGGUUUCCCAAUUUUAUAUGCAUUUUUGGCUACUAAAUACGCUUCGCUACCAUCUAUUCAUUUGUUCACAAUUACGCUUUGGAUCGUUUUGAGAUUAUUCCAAGCUGUUGAUUCGCAUUCAGGCUACGAUUUCCCAUGGAGUUUAAAUAAGUUUUUCCCACUUUGGGCUGGAGCAGAACACCACGAUGACCACCAUCACUAUUUCAUAGGUAACUACGCAAGUUCUUUUAGAGUAUGGGAUUGGCUUUUAAGUACAGAGUGUGGUGAUUUGGCAAGAGUCAAUAGGGUCAAAAAUGCAAAUAACAAGAAUGAAAAGAAACAUAAAAUAGGUAAAUAG